GCGAAGAAUUUGACGGAGAAGAGGUGGGCAGCGAAGAUUUGCCCCUUCCCUUUGUCUGGCAGGAUUCGAGGGUCGAUUUCAAUUACCCUCUGGGCACUUUGAUCUUUGCGGCUGGUUCAGCUGCUUCACAGGUUGUUUUUGUUGCCAAGCUGGAAGGCCAGGUUUUGGCCGCAGUUCCCUUCAGCUCAUGGCACCGCCGACGAAACCAACGCUUGCUACCACCGGACGCUCUGACCAAAGUCAUCAGUGCAGAGGUAGCUACAGCCGAUCCAGAGGACCGCAUGGUCCUGAUGCAUGGAGAGAAUUUGAAACUUUGGUUGGGAUUCCUUCGAGAAGAUCUUGUCCCCGACGUUGCUUUUCUGAGCCCCGACGACGAGGCUCACUUGUCCGAGGAAGUCCAGAUUUUUUCCCUGGAUGGUUACAAUCAGGCCUGGCCGUCAGCUCAAGCCUUGGUGGAUGUUGGGCAGGAUCACUUCGCCUUUUUCACUGUUCCGGAGGAACUGGGCGAACUUCCAGAGCCGCCGCCGGCGCUGGCCCCAAGUGGCAUGCUUCGAGGAGAAGGGUCUGGUUCGCCCGACCUUUCCUUGCGAGUGCAAAAGUUGGAGGACACAGUUGGCACUAUGGCGGAAGGCAUUCAGACUCUGCUCAAACGGGGCGAGGGCACUCCGCCCCCCCCUACGUCGACAGCUCCAAAUCCUCCUUCUCAGCGGCGCGCGGCAAAGGUGGCGCAAGAGCCUCCGGCGACUGCAUAUCCUCUUCUGGACCCUGCAAUGGUUCGGUCCGCCCUCAGUGCUGGUAUGGACGAAAAGGUGCUCGUCGAGAUGCAGUCGUUGAUGGCUUCAGCCGCUCCCACCAAAAAGAAGUUGAAGGAGCCGCGACAGGUCACCAUCAAGCCGAGUGGCCCCUUGUCCGAGACCGAGGAGGACGAAGCCGAGCAGCAAGGGUCUGGAUCUGCAGGCCUUUCUUCCGAUCCUAUGACUCUGGCGGUGGGCAAGCUCACAUCCAUAGUCGAGACGCUUGCAGCAGACAAGGAGAGGAGAAAGAAGCCGGGACUGGACCUGCUUUUAGAUGGUGCUCAUGGACCUGGCGACCCCGUCAGCUCCGGCAGUGGGAAGCGGUCAAGUAUCGCUCGCAGAGCCCUGAUGAAAGCGCUCACACACUCACCCCAGGAGCUGUUCAUGCUGAUCGAGAAGCUCAUGGAGGAGGACCUUCAAGGGCGCGUGCUGGCGCCUGGAAUGCCCCCUGCAACUCUUUCAGCAAGGGCUUGGAUGGAGCACCGAUCGUACAUUGGACAGUACAAGACCUUGGCACAUUCGGCCUGGGGAAUCAGUGGAGUCCUCGAUUGUUUGAUCGGAGGGCGAGUCGACGAGGCGAGGGCUCGGGCCAAUUUGAUGCUCCUCCAACUGGACCAGGUAGCUGCGGAUCGGGGGUCUUGGCAGCUGGCAUCGCUGUUGAGCUUAGAGAGCCUGCCGCCCUUCGCCAAUCUGGCGACCCAUCAUCCUCCGGACGUCAGCAUGGGGGAACAGCCGUUUUCCAAGCUCCUCGAUCCUCGAUGGAGCGAGGUAGCCCUGGCUCAGUUGAAAGAGACGGACGAGUACCUCGAGAAGAGGCGCAAGCUGCAGCAGAAGGGAGGCGCCUCGAAAGUUGAAUCUUAUGAGGAUGCAAUCGAGGCCCUUCAUCGCGCCGUUUUGACUUCUGAUAUUCCGCACUCUCGCUAUUUUGGGGGCUCCGUUACAAAACCGGAAUCCGACUAUGCGUCCAGAAAGCUCGACAGUGGUCAGAUUGUUGGCCUGGUGCAGAAAACAGUGGUCAGUCCUGCAAAAGACAUAGAAGCAGACAGGCUUGAAUUCCCGGCAGCGCCCUCUUUUGAUCCUACGCCCUUGCUUGAUGAAGUCACUGCUGAGGUCUAUCGCCACCCCAUUGAAACGGGGAGCCCCGGCAAAGACUACGAGCUUGGAGCGCCUGUGGUUCACAUCAGGGCGACCAAGGAGAACAAGAUGCUCCUCCUUAAGAAGCUGCGGGCCUCGGGAAGACUUGAACCGCUGAAUAAGGCCGAUGUGAGGCGAGGGGCCCUCUCCGGGCUUUUCGCUGCGCCGAAGUCUUUGACACGUGAUCGCUUGAUCCUUGAUGCGCGUCCUGCCAACAUGGCUGAUGUUGCUUUGAACAAGUGGUGCAAGACGAUGGCUUCGGCUGCUGCUUUGUGUGACAUAUGUCUGGAAGAUGACCAAGUGUUGGCCGCAUCCGGGGAAGACCUUCGUGAUUUCUUCUAUCAGUUCAAGGUGGGGCGUGAGAGAACUGUGCGCAAUGCUCUGGCUGAUCCCUUGACCAGGGAGGAAGCGAUUGAGGUGUUUGGUCACGAGGCCAUUCCGGCCCAUUGGGAACCGCCGAUCUACUGCGGUUUGUCCACGCUGGCGAUGGGCGACCAGAACGCCUGUGAGUUCGCACAAUGCUCUCACCUGGCGCUGAUGCUUCGCACUGGCGUUUUGAGCGAGGAAGAGAUGUUGUCGCUGCAAGGAGACGUCCCACGAGGCCUGUUGUCGGUUGGGGUCAUCAUUGACGAUCUUGUGCUGCUUGAGAAGCUGUUGAUGGCCGCUUGGCAACGAAGCGAGGGUCGAAGCACGACUCAAGCUGAUUUGCGGCUGGACAAGGCCGUUGCUGCUUACAAGGAGCAUGGACUCGAGGUCAACCUUAAGAAGGAGUUCCGAAACCAAACCUUGUCCCGCUUCUGGGGCAUUGAGCUUGACGGGCAAAAAGGGCUUGUUCGGGGGUCUUCUUUGCGCUUGUGGCCGUUGACGGUCAUCACAGCCAGAGUUGCCAUGCUGGGGUUAUCCACCGUUGCAUUGUUGGAAGCUAUUGCAGGGUCAUGGAUCUCAAUAUUUUCAACACGAAGAAGGUUUUUGCGCACUAUGAACUUGAUUUUCGAGGCAACAGGUAUCCCACAGCAGAACAUGGUGUUGAGGCUAUCUCCUGCACUACUUGCAGAACUGUGGACUCUCGUUUGUUUGGGGCCGCUUGCAACUACAAACCUCCGUGCUCGUUUUCAGCCCUUCAUCACAAGCACAGAUGCUUCUAGCGGGUGGUUAGCAGCAGUUAGAGCGCAAGCUCCCCUCGCCAUCGUGUCUGAGGUGGCGAGACGCGGGCUUCGAAAGGGCCGCUGGUCGAAGCUCCUGCCCUCGCAUCAGGCGUGGUUGCGGUCACAUGGGAUAUUGGAUCCUGGGGACGAGCUGCCGGGGGAUACCUAUGAUGCGUGUCCUAUAUGGGUUCUGCUAGCUAGAUGCCUCUUCUAUGAGGAGAGGUGGAGGAAGCCAGUUGCUAGAGACACACAUAUCAACAUUUUGGAGCUGCGUGCGCAUUUGUUGGAAGAAAGACGUUUGUCUCAAUGUUUCAGCCACAGCCGUUUCCUCUACGGUAUCGACUCGCAAGUGAGCCUUGGAGCAUUAGUGAAAGGACGUGCUGCAUCAAAGGCGUUGAACAGAGAGUUGAUCAAAGCCCUUCCCCAUGUUGUUAGCAGCGACCUUUACAGCAGUUACAUGUACUACCCUAGCAAGGUGAACAGAGCCGAUGGACCGACUCGUGAUGCGUUGCCCGCUGACCCCGACGUUCCGCUGCCCGAUUGGUGGAAUGAAGCUGCCUCCGGCAACUUCGCUGGGUUCGAUGCUUGGCUGAGGAGUGUUGAGGGGGAUGUCGACAAACCGGACUACGACUGUCGGGAUUUGUUUCGGACAGCUAUGCCGGUGAGUUGCCCUUCACGUGUCCUUUUUAGCAGGCUGCGUCGAGACAAGCUGGCCGAUCAGUGGAGCCUUGGUGUUCACGACCAUCCUUCAAGUUUGACCUCCGAAGCUGUUGAGAUCCUGAAGAGUAUCCCAAAGAAGCAGUUUCUUUUUGGCAGCAACUUCAACGGGUUUUGUGAACCUGGAUACAUUGAUUUGUUUUCUGGGGGCUUCGGAGUUGCCCGGGCUGUUGUCAAAAAUGGGGCCCCAUGGUGUCUCAGUUUCGAGUGGAAGCGAAGCGCGGCUGAGAACUUAUUGCUCGAUGAAAUUCGAGCCAAGAUUCGUUCUUUGAUCCGACUGCGAGCUGUCAGAGCGUGGGGCGCUGCGCCCAUAUGUGCCUCUUUCUCUGUGGCAGUCACUCCGCCUGUCAGAAGUGCUCGAUGGCCCCGAGGACUGCCCAACCUGUCGGAGAACAUGCGGCGCCGGGUGCGAGAAGGGAAUUCACACGCUGACUUUGUGGCAGAGCUCAUUACAAUCACAGAGGAGAGCGAUCCAGACAUCAUUUUUUGGUUUGAGAAUCCGGACACUUCCUGGUUGUGGCGCCAAAAGAAGUUCGAGCCAUUCAGACCUGCUGAUUCAGACCGCUGUUUCAGGUGUUGCUUUUGCCGCUUUGGCACUCCUUGGAAGAAACCCACCCGCUUCGGUACCAGCUCACCUUCAUUGCGAGGCCUGCGGAUGAUGUGUCGUUGCGGCAGUCGGAAACAUGUGCAGCUUCGAGGUCGUUCGCCUUAUGGCAAGUCUUGGACUCAAGUUGCAGAGCCAUACCCACGUCAUUUGUGUGACUUGCUCGGCAAGGCCGUUUGCGGUGACGCUGGAUGGGGCAAACAGCUGAAGCUUGACGUUGCUGGGUGUUCGCGAUCGCUGUCGCUCAGACCUGGAGAAGCCGUGCAGCCUGGGCCAAGAAGGAAGGGUGAGCCCAGAUCUCAAGGGCUGGAUUCCAUUCAGCUCCUGUCCACUGCGGAGGCUCAAAGAUAUCGGGAGGACAACAAAGCUCUUCAGGCAGAUGUUGUCGUGGCAAAACAGAGGAUCGAUGAGAUUGCGGCGCAAGCCAAUGGCAAGAUUGACAGUGCCAAUGAGAGAAUUCGGACCUUAAGGAAGGAGCGGGAUGCAGCUCAGAAAGAAGCUGACAGGCUCCGGGGUGCAGGCGAGCGGUUGGUGAGCCGUCAGGAGGAGUGUCGCAGAGAGCGGCAGGAGCUCGCUGAGCAGAAGGAGGCACUUCUGCGCAUCGUCGAAGAUUUGCAUCAGACAUGCAAGGCUGCCGGCAUGACCAAUGCGGGGAGGCACUCCAUCAAGGAUAUUGGAGACCUCACAGCCAGCUAUCGCUUGGCCUGA
Messenger RNA from Durusdinium trenchii, 5102 nucleotides. Lineage: Eukaryota; Dinophyceae; Suessiales; Symbiodiniaceae. The record is from the annotation of a GenBank genome assembly.